Molecule: messenger RNA, 1434 nt
Organism: Trichoderma atroviride IMI 206040
Lineage: Eukaryota; Fungi; Ascomycota; Sordariomycetes; Hypocreales; Hypocreaceae
Source: RefSeq, a predicted model, not a curated record
AUGUCAACCCUAUUCAGCCAGUUGGAGGACCUCAUCCGCUCUGGGCAUGAGGAAUAUGCCAGCGCUGCCUCUGUAUUAGCCCAGUUGGGCACACCCUGCGCCUCAGUCGCCAUCAUGGAAGACGGUGCAAUAUCAUCUCACUGCUUCUCGACCGGCAAAGAUGACACAGAGACCAUCUUCCAAGCCUGCAGCAUCUCGAAGCCAACGUUUGCAGUUGCCUUGAUGAAACUCGUCGACCAAGGUAAACUUACGCUCGAUGGCCGCAUUGGCGAUUUAUUGCCACAGGAUGUUCUGGACAUGUUAACCAGAGGUGCAACUUGUGCUCGGAUAUCUGCCAUCAAAGGCAUCACCAUCUCGCAGCUUCUAAGCCAUACCUCUGGGCUCUCUCAAGGCGGUUUCCCAGGCUACUCUGUUGCGGACGAUGCUCGGAUUCCAACAACACGCGAGGUAUUAGCAGGCGCAUAUCCCGUCAAUACCAAAGGCGUGCACUUGCAGGGCUUUCCGGGCCAAUCGCUGUCCUACUCCGGUGGCGGAUUCACAGUGCUCCAGUUCAUCUUUGAGGCAAUUACCAAAAAGGACUUUGCCGCGGCAAUGCAAGACAUUGUCCUUGGGCCUCUAGGCAUGACACGGUCUUUUUACAAUCAACUACCGCCUGGAGAGAAGAAUUCGGCAAAGGCACAUUAUACAGGCUAUACGCCCUGCGAAGACGCUCAGCGUGUCAACCCCGAACAAGCAGCAGCAAGUUUAUGGACUACGCCCAGUGAUCUCCUGAAGCUUGUCAGAGCUGUACAACAAUCUCUCCGGAGCUCUGACAAUGGCGGUUUUCUUCGACAAGACACGGCAAAGGCGAUGUUGACGGUCGUAGAUCUAGAUGUAGCUCACUCGUGGUUCAUACCAGGAGAUUCGCGAACAGUCUUUUCGCACGGAGGCAGCAACUGGCCAGGCUUCAGAACAUAUGUUGCAGGAUACGCGAAUCUUGCCGGCGGGAGCAAAGUCAAAGUGCCAAACAACUGCGGCAUCUCCAUCAUGACCAAUUCGGCAGAAGGCGAUUUUGUGAUAUGGAAACUGCUGCAAGCCAUACCGUAUCUGAAGAAGUGGCCACAAAUUCCUUUACCUAUGGGCUAUCCGGCGAUUGUGCCACUAGGGGCUCCAAAAGAACAAGUUGAUGGCGGGUGGAGGCGCUGGUUGGGCAAUUGGACGUGCGGGAAGAACGGUUGGGGCAUUCAGGCUGACGAGGCUGGUCGGCCAACUGUUCAGUAUGGCGAGCUGCUUCCUUUCCCGUUGGUAGUGGCGGCGAUGGCAGAAAAGGGUAGCGAAGAAGGGAUGAACUUUGUGGUGGAUGGUCUGGAGGUGUUGAUACAGCUGCGGGGCGAUGAUACGAUAGAGGUUGUGAAUGGGAAGAGCGCAAAGAUUAUAAAGUUGGUUAGGGCUUGA